Myotis davidii is the source of this 986-nucleotide messenger RNA. RefSeq names its product collagen alpha-1(XXV) chain. The record is from RefSeq and is a predicted model, not a curated record. The transcript has 2 exons. The annotation marks the transcript as partial. NCBI's taxonomy places the organism in Eukaryota, Metazoa, Chordata, Mammalia, Chiroptera, Vespertilionidae.
GAGAUCCUGGGGGCAGCCGCGACUUCGGCCUCGCCGCUCGCUCUUGCUCCUCAUUCGGUUUCCUCUCGCCUCUGCCCCUCGGUACCCUUUUGGUGCCGCGCUCCCGCCGCCGCGCUCCGCCGUUUUUGCCCGGCACCGAGUCCAGGUGGGGAGGCAGUUGGCGUGCGGAAAAACACCGGCUCUAGGUAGACCUAAGGCGAACUAGCAGACGCAACAGGUCCGCGCUGCGGGGCGAGGGGAGCGGCGGCCACCGCAGCCGUCUCCCACGGUCCCCGGCCCCUGGGCGGCCGCCCGCGGGGACCUCCGAAGUGCCCGUCCUCAGGGGGGUUGUCAGCAGGACUAUCCGAGUGGGUUCCUUUCUGGUUUUUGCCUUGUGGCCACCAGUCCAUAGACGGAGGGUGCUCUUCACCCCCAGGUAGGAGAGAAGAAGGCGGAGGACGGUCCAGGAUUGCUGGUCUCGGCACCGGGGAGAGCGGGGGUCCGUCUCCGCGCGCCCCUCUCCCACUCCGCCAACUAGUUGUACAGCCCACCGGACUGAACUUUGGAGGAACCGUCCUUUUUCUUUCCCUUUACGGUUAUUGGAAGUGGGAGAGGGUGGGAGGCAGCGGACCCCGCCACGAUGCUCCCGAAGAAGCCUGCAGGAAAAGGAGGGGCCGGAGAGCCGGGCUCCGAGGACCCGAGCUCCGCCCGGCAGCCUUGUGCCCGCACCGUGCCCCCAGGCGCGGUCCUGGCGGCCCUCCUGUCAGUGGUGGCCGUGAUGUCUUGUCUGUACCUGGGGGUGAAAACCAACGACCUCCAGGCGAGGAUCGCCGCUCUCGAAUCCGCCAAAGGGGACCCUUCCAUCCGUCCGCUUCCCGAUUGCCUGGAUCAGCUCAAAGCAGUGGUGCAAGAGAAAGUGGAGCGACUUCUGGCUCAGAAAUCCUAUGAACAUAUGGCUAAAAUAAGAAUCGCAAGAGAAGCACCUUCAGAAUGCAACUGCCCAGCAG